AAAAUAAAAUUAAAAAUUGAAUUUUCUUUUACCGACAAACAGAGUGGAUAAGAACUAGGAGCAACACGAAACCAGGUGUCGUGCUUCCACUCUGGUCUGGUCUUAAGACGCUAUUUAUUACCCAUGCCAUCAUUUCCUUUGAACUUCCCUUGUGUUGUACAAGGAACUAUAUUGUCUCAAAGGAAACAAUUAACUCAUGGAUGCCGAAACCAACAAUCAGAGGACUACAUAGUGCAGAAUAGCUGCAUGUCACAUUCUGAGAAAGCAUUGAGGAGGAAAUUUAUCCUUUCUGUUUUGGCCUCAACUGGUGUUUUCCCAACUCUAUCUUCUUAUGCUAAGACAAAGAGUAAGAAUCCUUAUGACGAAAAACGCUUGCUACUACAAAAUAAGCGGAUACAGAAAGAAAACAAUGCACCAGAGGACUUUCCAAACUUUAUUAGAGAAGGUUUUCAAGUUAAAGUAAUAUCAUCAGAUAACUAUGUAAAGAGUGAUUCAGGGCUCAUAUACUUAGAUUUUGUUGUUGGUCAAGGUGAUUGCCCAAAGGAUGGUCAGCAGGUCACUUUUCACUAUAUAGGCUAUAAUGAAUCUGGCCGUCGCAUUGACAGCACUUAUUUGCAGGGUACUCCUGCCAAAAUCCGCAUGGGUAGCAACGCAUUAGUUCCAGGAUUUGAGGAAGGAAUUAGAGACAUGAGACCAGGUGGGAAGAGAAGAAUCAUUAUUCCCCCUGAGCUUGGACCACCAGUAGGACCUGCCACCUUUUUCAGCUCAAAACAGUUUGAAGUUUUUGAUGUUGAAUUAUUAAGUAUACAAAACUGUGAAAGAAGGACCAUAGCUUUCUACUCGGACGUCAUAUGCAAUUGAGACAAGGCUGCCAUUUCAGCUUUUUGAAGCUUAACAACUACAGGUCUAAAGCACAGAUUAUAUAGCUAGGAACUUUAUUAUGAUUUUACUACAUAGAAACAGUAACUUCCCAAGCUUUAUAGCAUGUUUUGAUUCGUGUUUAAAUGCCUAUGGAUCCACGUUUAUUUCAACAUUAUUAGUUGAAGCUUUUGCAUUGGAUUCAUGUUUGCAGGUCUUCUAACAUGAAUCCACACACACUUUUAGCUUCUUGCUUUGAGGAAAUCAUCAUUCAUAAUUGUUAAGGGUGUAAUUUUUUAACUUUUUCUCAUUUUUAGGGUGCAUAUUGUUCAAUAAUCUUUAUUGCCCUGGUUUGUAAGUUGUAUCCACUGUCAAUCAUCAAUAACAGUACAGUAUUCAUUGUUUUCCAGAGAGUAGGAUCCUCUGGUCUUGAUUGAAUUGGAUGGCUAGU
Abrus precatorius (Indian licorice) is the source of this 1309-nucleotide messenger RNA. RefSeq names its product peptidyl-prolyl cis-trans isomerase FKBP20-2, chloroplastic. Bases 124 to 861 code for a protein of 245 amino acids. The transcript has 7 exons. NCBI's taxonomy places the organism in Eukaryota, Viridiplantae, Streptophyta, Magnoliopsida, Fabales, Fabaceae. Gene Ontology annotation, molecular function: peptidyl-prolyl cis-trans isomerase activity. The record is from RefSeq and is a predicted model, not a curated record.